Apis mellifera (honey bee) is the source of this 1583-nucleotide messenger RNA. Its product is annotated as solute carrier family 25 member 44. Gene Ontology annotation, biological process: branched-chain amino acid catabolic process. Gene Ontology annotation, molecular function: branched-chain amino acid transmembrane transporter activity. The transcript has 6 exons. The record is from RefSeq and is a predicted model, not a curated record. Lineage: Eukaryota; Metazoa; Arthropoda; Insecta; Hymenoptera; Apidae. Gene Ontology annotation, cellular component: mitochondrion. The coding region runs from base 508 to 1491 and encodes 327 amino acids.
CGAGAAUAUAUGCGCAGAAAUUUAGAUCAGAUUUUCUUUGAUUCUCAUUCUUUCUCUCUUGUGCGUUUAAUUUUUCUACACAAACCAAUGACUCUACAUUAUUGAAUGGAACCAAAAGUGUUCUAUUUUUCGUGUAACAAAAAUGAUUUUCCUUAUACCAUAUUCAUGAUUUUUUUGUGAAAAAUUUUGAAUUUACUAUUAUAAUGUGGUUAUCAAUAGAUACUAUAAUUGCUGGAAAAAGUUUAUCGUGACAAGUAUUACAUCAUCUAAUAUCUUUUGUUGGUGAUAUAUACUAUAUAAAAUAGUUAUGACAAAUUUAAAAUGACUUUGUUCUAUUAUUAAAACAUUAUAGCAAAUUAUGUUUGUAGAGAGUUUCAUGAAUUGUUUGGGUUUUAAUUCCCAAUAAAUAUCAAUGAGAUAUGCAGCAUCAAGUUAAACAAAAGUAUCAGCAAUCUUUACUAUAUAAGUACAACUACAGUGGAUUUAAUCGUGUCAUAAAUCUACAAGAUGUCUGCAGUAGAAACACCACAUUUGAUUCGCACUAUAGAAUGGGAUAUGAUGGACAAGACAAAGUUUUUUCCAUUGAGCAUGCUUUCAUCAUUUUCUGUACGCUGUUGCUUAUAUCCCUUAACAGUAAUUAAAACUCGUUUACAAGUUCAAAGGCACAAUUAUAUGUACAAUGGAAUGAUAGAUGCUUGUAAAAAGAUUUAUAAAAUUGAAGGUAUAAGUGGAUUAUAUCGAGGAUUUUGGAUAAGUUCUAUACAAAUUGUAUCUGGUGUUUUUUAUGUAUCUACAUAUGAAGGUGUACGUUACAUACUUAGACAAAAUGAUGUUAUUGGUAAUAUAGAUUCCAGAGUUAAAUCAUUAAUUGCUGGUGGAGCUGCUAGUUUGGUAGGCCAAACAAUAGUAGUUCCUUUUGAUAUUUUAAGUCAGCACUUAAUGGUUCUUGGGAUCAACAAUAAACAAGGAAAAUACAUAGAUAAGAUGGGUAUGAAUCCAUUGGGUUUAAUUCUUGAACCAGGAAAAUCUCGUGCACAGAUUUCAAUAGAUAUUAUUAAAUCAAUUUAUCAAAGAGAUGGAUAUAGGGGUUUUUAUAGAGGAUAUUGUGCAUCAUUAUGCGCUUAUGUUCCUAAUAGUGCCCUUUGGUGGGGAUUAUAUACAUCGUACCAAGACGAGCUUGUAAGAUUGUUUCCAGAAUGGGUUUCUCAUUUAUUUAUUCAAGCAGUUGCUGGUACAUUAGGAGGAUUUACCACCACAAUUAUUACAAAUCCUUUAGAUAUAGUACGAGCAAGAUUACAAGUACAAAGAUUAGAUAGUAUGUUUAGUGCAUUCAAAGUUCUCUGGGUGGAAGAAAAGUUGCAGAUGUUUACAAAGGGACUUUCCGCCCGUCUUGUACAGUCUGCUAGUUUUAGUUUCUCAAUAAUUCUAGGAUAUGAAACUAUUAAAAGAUUCAGUAUAGUUGAGGAGUACAAAAAUUGUAUUAGGUGGUGAAUUUUCUAAACUUAUUUGUUGUAAAAUAAUGUUUUCUGCCAUGCAUUUUUCAAUAAUUUCUGUUGUAUUAUACACAGAAAUAAAUAAUUACA